GUGACGCUUUCCUUUCCUUGUACAGUGUGUAUGUAAUUGAAUGUAGGUGCUGAGCUGAGAACAGAGACAGAGGGGUGAUGCCGUUCCGGCGGGAGCUGCGGGCUCUGGGGUACAUUGAGCGCGGGGACGUUCUGCGGCUGAAGUCUUACAUCAGGAAACAUCGCCACCUGCGUCUGGAUCACGUCUUACCAGGAGGGCGGAGCCUUCUCCAUGCUGCCUGCGCGCUGCGCGAUGACGCCUGCGCUCUGCUGCUGCUCCGGAAAGGAGCCGACCCCAUGCAGCGGGAUGCUUCCGGUAACAACGCCCUGCACGUGGCAGCCCGGGAGGUGGAGAAAGGAGGAUGGAAAGUGUACACGGACCUGGUUGUGCCGAUACUCAAGCGCUGCCCGCAGUCCAUCGAUGUGGCAGAUCAUCAGGGGACGACACCUCGAGACAUCCUGAGACGGGCCGAAGACCUCAUGGAGAGGAACUCCAGGCGGAGCGCACACCUUUCAGAAGCCUCUCCAGACGUCUCCUCGCAGCAGUCUUCAGAGUGGAGAGAAAAACUCUUAGCAGAGAGCAUGGAUGAAUAUCAAGAAUUGUACGGACAGUAUGAGGAGGAUUAUCCAGAAGACGUGCCCGAGGUGGAGACCUUCGAGUCCUGGGCCGAUCGAAUCUACAGAGAAUAUCAAGCAAGGAAGAUCCCGUCUGAGCCUCCUGGUGCAAAGGGCAAGAGAGUCUCUGUGCAGGAACCGUCCAGCGCUGCGGGAGAGAAGACGUACUUACAGAGGCAAGGCCAGAAGGAGAAGGAACUCCGGGGGGCGCAGAGUGUGCGCUACCAGAAGAGAUGUGAGGAGGUGUUUGGAAGAACGGGCUCAUCAGCCAAGGCUGAAGAGGAACUGGUCAAGAACCCUACUGCAAGAGACUGUGAAGGCCGCGGUCCCACUAAGAUCAGGACUGGUCUCGGUACAUUGGGGUACAGCGACAUCCCAUGGCCACUGCCAGGAGGGACCGCUGAACAGAUGGCACAGACCAUUGCUGCUAGUGGCGACCCCUCAGAUGCAGGGUCAUAUAAACGCUACCUGCGGGCGCAGAGGGUGACGUGGCAUCCUGACCGCUUUAUGCAGAGAUGUGGCUCUCGUCUGCUGGCCAAGGACAGAGAACGUGUGCUGCGAACAGUUACAGCGUUGUCACAAGAACUGAACAGACUAGCAGAGCUGACAAAGUGAUGGGAAGAUGACAAGUAUUUGGUCACAGGUGUAUAUGUCAUGGCAGAUGUAACUAUACAGUAGAUUCCAAUAAUCCGACUUCCUUGGUAUUGGCAGAGGUGCUGGUCUACCGACAACACAGGCCCCCCAUUGUUUGCCGGAAGGCCGGUGAGUUGGCAAUGUUUCCAUGUAUAACUCCUAGUGACUGAUAAUCCAACACAGGACUGUUUCGGUCAC
Messenger RNA from Bufo bufo (common toad), 1424 nucleotides. It is a transcript of the gene NFKBIL1, whose product is annotated as NFKB inhibitor like 1. The transcript is spliced from 5 exons. NCBI's taxonomy places the organism in Eukaryota, Metazoa, Chordata, Amphibia, Anura, Bufonidae. The coding region runs from base 78 to 1208 and encodes 376 amino acids. Gene Ontology annotation, biological process: canonical NF-kappaB signal transduction. The record is from RefSeq and is a predicted model, not a curated record. Gene Ontology annotation, molecular function: protein binding.